Messenger RNA from Alternaria atra, 996 nucleotides. RefSeq lists its product as uncharacterized. Gene Ontology annotation, molecular function: zinc ion binding; oxidoreductase activity, acting on single donors with incorporation of molecular oxygen; ferrous iron binding. The record is from RefSeq and is a predicted model, not a curated record. NCBI's taxonomy places the organism in Eukaryota, Fungi, Ascomycota, Dothideomycetes, Pleosporales, Pleosporaceae. Bases 1 to 996 code for a protein of 331 amino acids. The transcript is spliced from 2 exons.
AUGAAGAUCGCUCGUACCUCAUCAUUCCUCGCAACAUUCUUCAGCCUUCAACGAACAACAUCCGCGGAGCUCUCGUCCAGCAACACGACCUUCAAUCCUCUCCAGGGCAUUCAGCAGUUCCCAAUAUCCUCCUACAGCGGCAACAUGACACGUCUCGCACCCGUCAUCUCGCUCUCGCACGGCGGAGGUCCCAUGCCAUUACUCGGCGACCCAUCGCACGCCGCCAUCACCAAGUCGCUCAAGACCAAGGUGCCCAAGAUACUCAAGCUGGGGAAACCUGAAGCUCCAAAAGCUAUUGUGCUAGUAACUGCGCAUUGGAGUACAAGCAAGGUGACCGUUUCUAGCGGCUCCAAGCACGAGUUGUUGUACGACUACUACGGCUUUCCACCAGAGUCGUAUGAGAUCAAGCACGAUGCGCCUGGUAGUCCCGAGGUCGCAGAGCAAGUAGCACAAGCACUCAAGGAAGCCGGUAUCGAGUGUGAGAAAGAUGCUACAAGAGCAUGGGACCACGGCGUCUUCGUACCUAUGAAACUCAUCGACCCCUCGGCCACAACCCCGAUAGUCCAACUCUCGGUCCUUUCCUCCGAAUCCCCCACGCAAUCCUACGCCAUUGGCCGCGCCCUUUCCACUCUCCGCGCCCAAAACAUCGCCGUCAUCGGAAGCGGCUUUGCUACCUUUCACAACCUGCGUCUCAUGUUUGACGGAACAUCGCGAAACCCAGAGUUCAAGGCUUUGAACAAGGAGUGGAGUAAGGCGGUUACCGACGCAGCUAUGACGGAGAGCGACAAAGAGAGGGAAACCAAGUUUGAGCAUUGGAGAAAGUGGCCGGGAGCUUAUACUAUGCACCCCAGGGGUGGUGCGGAACAUUUCUUGCCGCUGGUUGUUUGUGCGGGGGCGGCUGCAGGGACGAAGGGGAGGAGUUAUGCUGAUGAUUUUGCGGGGACGGAUAUGUGGAGUUAUUAUUGGGAGGAAGGGAACUCGCUGGGCUGGUUGUGA